CCUUCGACAGCAGUCUUUGCACUGUUGUGUCUGCACUCUUGGCCUUUACGAAAGGUGUAGAACACGGUAAAGAAAACGGGAGGGAAAUGGUGAUCGUACAGCAUAAAAGGUUUUAGGAACGCACGUCGAAAAAAGAGCAAACUUUAACUUCCCUGUCCCAGGGUAUUCGAAGGAGAUGAUUUGCAAUCACAAAGCUAAAAGAAUACAUCACAUCAAGGACAGACACAAUUUAUUGUGACAUUCAUUUCAUUGGAUGUUUAAUAUGGAAAGAAACAGCACUGUCCACAGUGGAGAUAAACCAUGGAAAUGUGGAGACUGUGAGGAGGGAUUCAGAUCCCCCUCUGAGCUGGAAACUCAUUGGCGCAGGCACACAGGGGAGAGGCCAUUCUCUUGCCCUGAGUGUGGGAAAGGAUUCGUUCGCUCAUCCAACCUGCUGAGACAUCAGCGAGUUCACUCUGGAGAGAGGCCAUUCACCUGCCCCAAGUGUGGGAAAGGAUUCAUUCAUUCAGCUGAUCUGUUGAGACACCAGCGAAUUCACACAGGGGAAAGACCAUUCUCCUGCCCCGAGUGUGGAAAAGGAUUUACACGCUUAUCAGGGCUGCAACAACACCAACGGAUUCACACAGGGGAGAGACCAUUCAUCUGCUCAACAUGUGGGAAGGGUUUCACUCAGUUUGCCGACCUGCAGAAACAUCAGCGAGUUCACACUGAGGAGAGACCUUUUCACUGUCCGGAGUGUGGGAAGUGCUUUAAAUAUUCUGGGGACCUGGUGCGCCAUCAACGUAUUCACACUGAGGAGAAACCAUACAGGUGCACUUACUGUGGCUCUGCGUUCAAACAGUCUGAGCAGCUCACUGUGCACCAGCGAGUGCACACUGGGGAGAGACCGUUCAGCUGCCCUGAGUGUGGGAAGGGGUUCACUCAGUCAUCUGCAAUGCUGACACACCAGCGCAUUCACACUGGGGAGAAGCCAUUCAUCUGCUCUAUUUGUGGGAAGGCGUUCACUCAGUCAUCCACCCUGAGGUCACACCAGCGAGUUCACACUGGGGAGAGACCAUUUAGCUGCCCUGAAUGUGGGAAGAGAUUUGUUCAGUUAUCUGCUGUGCUAGCACACCAGCGAGUUCAUACUGGGGAGAGGCCAUUCACCUGCUCCCAGUGUGAGAAAGCAUUCAAGACUUCAUCUACCCUGCUGAAACACCAGCGAGUUCAUCAGUAACUGUAGCACUUCUAUUUUGCUGUUUAUUUCACCAAUGGUUCAACAAUAUUGACUGGAGCUGAUGUCAAUAACCUCCAGACUAUGUGUUGGUGUUAGCACACUGGAUGAAGUAAAAUCAGUGUUUUUCUUUAAACUAGGUUCUUGUUAGAUCUAAUUUGAAAUGUUCUCCCAGUAAAUGCGAGGAGCUGGUGGAAAUUCUUCAUCACUAAGAUUAAGACAAUCCAAUCAGUUGCUUCUAUCCAAAUCAGUUGCCCACUGGCCCAAACUGUUUCUCAGGUAUUUCCGUGCCUGAGCUCUGGACUUUCAUCUUUCUCCAUUUUCUCUCCAUAGGACCAUAACAAUGUCAUUGCAUGUACUCCGAUGAGAAGAGCUGUCCCAGUUUAUAUUACAGAAAGUACCAAUUACUGUCCAGAUUAGAGAGAAAAGAAGCCCCUAUCUAUAAAACAGAGAACAGUAGUCCCGAUUGUAUAUGGUGCAGAACAGCUGUCCCUUUGUGUUGUAAACCAACAGUCCCUGGAGUGGUGCAGAGAACAGAAGUUCCUGGGGAUAUUAUUGUUAAUGCCAGUACUUUUCUGUUUUAAAGAGAGAAAUGGCCCUCCUGUAUAUUGGUGAGAACAUCAGUCCAUUUGUAUAUUAUAGACAACAACAGUCCUUGUGCAUACUACCUGAUGAAGGAGCAGUACUCUGAAAGGUAGUGUUUCCAAAUAAACCUGUUGGACUAUAA
Molecule: messenger RNA, 1940 nt
Organism: Hemiscyllium ocellatum (epaulette shark)
Lineage: Eukaryota; Metazoa; Chordata; Chondrichthyes; Orectolobiformes; Hemiscylliidae
Product: zinc finger protein 436-like
Exons: 2
Coding region: 254-1216 (320 amino acids)
Biological process (GO): central nervous system development; regulation of transcription by RNA polymerase II
Cellular component (GO): nucleus
Molecular function (GO): DNA-binding transcription factor activity, RNA polymerase II-specific; RNA polymerase II cis-regulatory region sequence-specific DNA binding
Source: RefSeq, a predicted model, not a curated record